This is a messenger RNA of Patella vulgata (common limpet), 5660 nucleotides long. Its product is annotated as protein regulator of cytokinesis 1. Gene Ontology annotation, biological process: mitotic spindle midzone assembly; microtubule cytoskeleton organization. Bases 124 to 1980 code for a protein of 618 amino acids. Lineage: Eukaryota; Metazoa; Mollusca; Gastropoda; Patellidae. The record is from RefSeq and is a predicted model, not a curated record. Gene Ontology annotation, cellular component: mitotic spindle midzone; cytoplasm; spindle. The transcript is spliced from 12 exons. Gene Ontology annotation, molecular function: microtubule binding.
UAAAGUAUACAUUGAAUUGUUUAAAACAGCGGCGGCAAGAAAAAUAGAACGUGUGAAGUAUGAAUAUAGAGGAAUAAAAUCAACUAUUAUUGUUUUUAAUUGCACUUAUUAUUACAUGAUAAUAUGACUGAAAGAAACAGAAUCAAGGGAGAAGUUGUUUCCAGUUUGGAUUCUGCCCUGAAUAAACUUUAUACAAUAUGGGAUGUAAUUGGUAUAGCGGACGAUGCCGUCAAGGCAAGGGCAGAGACAGUUUCUCUACAUUUAACCAAUUUGUUAGAAGAAAUGGUACAAGAGGAAGACAGUUUACGACAGAGACUUCAAGAUAGUAUCAGUCAGUAUUUAGAUCAGGUUAAAUCUAUCUGUCAAGAACUGAAACUACCAGUUUAUACGACACCAACCUCUCUGACCAUGAUACAGAAAGAGAAAGAUCUUAGAAUGAAGAUGGAAGCUUUAACAAGAGAGAAGAAUAACAGAAUGGCCGAGAUGAAUACAUUAAAAGAACAAGAUCAGCGUUUAUGUGAAAUAUUGUGUAUGACACCAUAUUAUAUACCAAGUGGUACAGUACCAUCUAAAGAACAGAUCAAAGAGUUAGAGAAACAUGUUACCACACUCCAAGCACAAAAAGAAAAGCGCCAUGCAGAUUUUAUCAGUACCAAGAAGAGUAUAGUAAAAAUAUUAAAUGAAUUAGAGCAAGAUCCUGAUUCUUCUUUUCAAAAAGAAGUUGUUUCUGAAGCUGAAGAAUCUUUUAUUCUGUCCAGUGAUAACUUAGAUAAACUUAAAGCCCUACAACAACAGUUAACGACACAAAAAGCAGAAAUUAAACAGACCUGUGAUGAUUUGUGGCUGAGUGUAAAAAGUUUAUGGGAUCGUUUGGACAUUUCUGAGAGUGAACGACAACAAUUCUGUACUGGUAAAGAGGGAUAUAAAUCGAAAGUACUCCAAGCUUUACGAGAAGAAAUUUUACGCUGUGAACAAUUGAAACUACAGAAUAUUCAGAGAUUCGUGGAAGGAAUCAGAAAAGAGUUAACAGAAUGGUGGGAUAAAUGUUUCUAUAGUGCUGAUCAGAGAGAACAUUUUGAAAUGGUUUUCACUGAAGAAGAAUUUACGGAAGAAUUAUUAGGAAUACAUGAACGUGAAUUAGAGAAAGUGAAAGAUUAUUAUCAACAGAACCGAGAAUUACUUGAUAAAAUGGCACAGAGGGAAUCAUUAUUUAAAGAUAUGCUGGAAGCUGAGAAAAAGGCACGAGAUCCUAAUCGCUUCAAUAACCGAGGUGGUAAAUUAUUACAAGAAGAAAAGGCAAGAAAAAAGAUUGCUAAAGACUUACCAAAAGUAGAAGAAACUGUGAAAGCGGCCAUAGCUGAGUGGGAGAAAGAGAAUGCUAGGACAUUCUUAGUGGGUGGUGUCAAUUAUGACACUUACAUAGCUGAACAAUGGCAGAUGUAUGAAGAAUCUAAAGUUAAAGAAAAAGAACAGCGACAUAUAUUACGUGCUAAGCAGACGGUUGAAGAAAUGCAUUAUGGUAGUAAACCAACGACUCCAGUUAAACGACGAUUUCAACAACAGACGCCAACAAAAACACCACAAAAUAAACAAAGAAAGAUGAACGAAACAAAAACACCAGGUUCAAUGAGUCGCUUACAUCAUCGAAGUGUUUUUGCUUCCCCACUAGCAAGAGCACCAUUAUCAGUAACAAAAAUACGAUCAAAAACAGAGACUCCAAAACAAAAGAGAAGAUCAAGUCGAAUACACCGAAAAAUUUUAUCGGAGCGUAAUAAGAUGGUCAAAAGUCAGGUUCAAGAUCAAAGUCACAUGUUUAGUCGGACCACGGUAAGCAGCGGUGACAGUGCUGUAAGUGGAGAUUCGAGUCUAGCGUCAACGGGAUCAUAUCAAGAUUUUGCUCAUGGAUUAGCUCCUAAUGCCAGACCGAACUGUAGAAGUAGCUGUGCCAUGAUUUUAAGUCCGAAGAAGAAUUUAUUCUAAUUUAUAAUACUCUAAAGUUUAUUAUUUUACAAGAUAAUGUUUAUAAACUAAAAGACUUCACAUGGGUUGUAAAUAUUGUAAAUAAUAUUUUAUUGCGAUUCGUUUUGCAUGUGUGGAUAAAAAGGCAUUCACCUAAAGAAAACAUGUAUUUUUACAACAACUACAAAUUGAAUUGAGAAUAAGAAGAUCCAGUCGUCAUCAUCAUCCUCCAGCACCCCUCGAACACCAAAAAUUAUGUUUAAUUAAUACCAUAGAAAUGCAAAUAUUAUUAAAUCUGAGAAAAAUGCACAACCACUAAAUAUAUUGAUGUGUAUACAAAGUUUCAUAACUAUAUUUUAAACAGUUGAUGAUAUAUGCUUCGAAAACCGGGACAAAAGAAUGAAGAGUGUUCAAUUCAAUAUCUUUCCAAUAACUUCGUUGGGCGCAGGAUAAUUAAAGGACUAAACCACACCAAUUGAAUUAGGAAAAGUUUUAAACAUCAGUUAUAUAUUGGAAAACCUCACUAUAGAUACAGUGAAACUUGUAUUUCUAAUUGGGCAUUCAAGAACGUUUUAUAAACCCUUAUAGUAUAGAAGUGUGAUCAUAUAUUGUUGUCACUCAUGUUGAUCCUUUCUGAUAAUUACUUCAUAGGUUGUUGCCCCUGAUGAAAAAAAUAAUAACACAUCCUUUAUAGACUUUCAGGUGACUGAGCUUCUGUGGAUGUGUGUUUUGUUACCUGGCAACCUAUCUUUAUAUUUAAAAUCAAAUACAAUUUGAAAUUUCAAAGUCUGUUAACUUUUGUAAAUUAUAAUUGUAUUAAAAAUUCACUUAGAGGGUGAUCAUUUUGUGUACUGGUAAAUGUAAAUAGCAGGUUGUACAUUUGUUUCAACUUUUUAGGACAUCACAAACACAUGGGUAGAUUUUGUAAAAAUGGCUGUUAUUUGUUUGGCUUUUAAUUGUUAUGGGAUAUAAAUACAGCACAUGUCUUGACAAAGAUGCCGGAUUUACACCCCAAUUUAAAAAAGUAUGUUACAGUGUUAUGCAGAGCAAAGUGAAACUUCUGUUAAGUGAACCUGAUGGAAUGUGUUUAAGCGUCUUGGAACAGCAACAAAAAUGGCUAAUCUGGUUUCUUUUACUUCUGACUGCCAGCAGACAGGUGGUUCAAAUUGUUCAAAAUUGUUAAUUUAGGAAAUUAGGGCAUCUUUGUCAAGGUGUAAAGCAAGGGUCAGUGAUUGUGUUGUAUAAGCCUAGCUUGACAAAUGAAGAUGGAUUUUUCUCAAUCUGUUUAAAAUACACAUCUAUAUUUUGUUUCGUUUUUUUUUUUUAUAUAUAUACUUUUGAUGUUCUAAGCUUCAAAUAGAUCCGACUUGAUUUUGAUGGAGAUUUACAUCCGGGAUCAGACAGGUGAACUUCAACUGAAUUCGGUCUUUUGGGGUUUUUUCUCUGAUCUAUAAUUGUCUCCCAUAAUUCAGUGCACACCUCGACUAAAGCUUUACUAAAUAGACAAUAUUUUAUUGGCUGACCUAUUAUAUCAAAAAUCCUUUAAGAGGAAUAAAACUAAAUUUGAAAUAUAAAAAAACAAAACAAAGUAGGUUCUGUGUUUUAAUUGGAUUGGAUUUUAUUACCACUGAAAGUGAAAGUAGUUUUUGUUUUAUUCUGUUAUAACUUUAUCUUACACCUGUUAAAUAUGAGUUUUAAUGUACCGUGUAAUUAGAUAACUGUCUUUGUUUUUAUGUGCAAUAAGUUAUAAAUUUGUGUUCAUAUUUUUGUCACUUUUCAUUAUUUGCCUUUUUUUUUAAAAAAACAAAACAAAAAAAACCUUAAAAGUAUCAAAUUCAGAAAUUCUUCAAUUGUUUUUUGAUGUCACGAAAUUUUAAAUGGAUUUGUCAGCAUUUGUUUCAUUUAACAUUUAUAUCUAUAUUGAUAUAAAUAAAUAUAUAAGCUCGAAAAGGUUUUCAUGUUGUUAACCUUUUUUGGCAUGGUCUUCCCUUGUCAGUGUUGUAAGACGGAGGACCUGGUCAGAAACAGUGUCUAGUCGCUAGGAUGUGACAAAAAAACAGAUAAACAGAUCCCAUGUACACAUAAAAGACCCCUUGACAGUUGAAUUCGAAAUAAGAGUAGACCAUAGAGCCACUGUCAAAGCAAAAUUUGCCUUAUAGCACACUGCAUGGCAUAUGCUUGUCUUCAUUAGCCCAGUUGGAGCAGAAAAGUAGGACAUUAAACCCUAUUUUAUUUCAUGUUUGUAACCCUAUUGUAUAAGUAGAUAUUACAAAGCAUUUAAAUUUGAAAUACACUAGUAUAUCUAUAAUUAUUUUGUUCAUGUAAUACUGACAAUAUACAUAAUAUCUAGAAGAAAAUAUAUUUAUAUAACUAUAUAUUAUUAGUUAAUAUUACAUAGCCUUUAAAUUUAACACUAUAUAUGGCUUUUUAUGUACAUCAUUAUAUUUUAAUAUCUUCAAAAGGAUAUCACUUGUCUAAAUGUUGCAUUAUUUCAUACUGGAAAUUAAAUUCACAAUAUUUUAUUAUUAAUACCGGUAUGUAAAUGUUAGAAAUGAAUAUAUCAAAGAAAAGUGUCAGUAGUUAGUUAACUGCGGAUGGUUAAGGAACAAUCUUAAGAUGGAAAUCACUACUUGUUUCAGGGUCAGAUUUACCCACUUGUGGGGACCAGGUCAAACUGAUCAGUGGGCCCCAAAAUUUAUAUAAAUGUUUGCAUGUUUCAGUAUGUUCUGGGUCCUAUAUUUAUUGUACAGGAGCCCUUAAGGUUUUGAAUAUAUUAUAUAAUGAAAUACUCAGUGUACACUUGAAGCAAGGUUAUAGCUGGCAGAACAAAUUAGUUUCAGUGAGCUAUAGAUCAAAUUGCCUGCUAUGCUAAAAUCAGCCCUGGUCUUAAGUUAAAAGUUUUUCACAUUAAAGCGGAAUUGUUCUUGUGAUAUAUAACCCAUUAUAUAUGUCUUGUGUAUUUUUAUGUUUUUCUAUUGUUUCCCCCUGGGGUCAGUAAAUUUUUGAUGAAUUGAAUUCAGGCCAAGUAAGUUAUACAUUAGCAUUUCACAUUCUUAGAAUCAUUCCAUUUUAUAAUAGUUCACAGCAUUUCUUUAUACAGUCCUACUCACAUUUCCAACAGUUUUGAAGUUGAAUUUCAAAAAGAUCUAUCUGCUGUCAAUACAAUAGUGGGGGGAAAUGGUAUCAAAUAUCAUAGAUAAAUAGUUGAUUUCUGUCAUUAUUAAUGACUGUUGAUGACAGUUAACAAUUAAUGCUAGAUAGUCCUUAUAAAGUUGGAUUUUACAAAAUAUCAAGGUUGUGUGUAGGACUGUAUAAUAUGGUACAAUUUCACUUUUUUAAACUUUGUGAAAUAGAAUAAUUUCACAGGAUUAAUGUUAUAGAAUAUAAUUAAAUAAUCUGUAGUAUAUAACAGUAGCAUUGUUUUAGUUGUAUUUAUAUAUGUAUAAUAUAUGCUACUUGAACAAACAUCAUUCUCCCAAGCAGAGUUGUCUUCCCUUGCUUUUCACACUGAAUGCUGGAUAGCAAGACCUGCAUGGGGGGAAUGGUACAUCCCUAUGUAGAAAGAUGUAUAUAUGUAAUGUAAAUAACUUGAAGUAAAAACACACUCUAACUAAAGCUAGAAAUACUGCUAGUGCUUUAUUCUUAAUUCUUGUCUUUCUCUCUACUUGUAACUUGCAAAUAAAUAUUAUUAAAUGAUCAAA